Aspergillus calidoustus is the source of this 642-nucleotide messenger RNA. The record is from the annotation of a GenBank genome assembly. Lineage: Eukaryota; Fungi; Ascomycota; Eurotiomycetes; Eurotiales; Aspergillaceae.
AUGGGGGACUUCAAAGCUGCUCCAGGGGACGAAAGUGUUGUCGUCGACGGGACAAGCUUUGCCUUGAACGGCCACAAUGUCUCAUAUCGAUUCCACGUCGAUGGCACUGGCGAUCUCCGAUCGGAUCAUUUCGGCGGUCGCGUUUCGGGCCCAAUCCCCGACGACCCUGCUCCAGUGAUUGACGGAUGGACCGGGAUGCCAGAUCGCGUCCGCCGCGAGUUCCCAGACCAAGGACGUGGCGACUUUCGCAUACCGGCGGUUCGAAUCCACCAGACUGAAGGACACAGUGUCUCGGCUUUUCUAUACCAGUCGCACGAGGUGGUCAAGGGGAAGCCGGGUCUCCCAGGGUUGCCGGCGACCUUUGGAGGCGAUGACGAUGCCACCACGCUUAUCAUACACCUUUACGACAAGUAUAGCGAUGUAGCGGCUGAUCUGAGCUAUACUGUCUUUCCUACUUAUAAUGCGAUUGUGCGCAGCACGAGCAUCACGAAUAAGGGCAAAGGAGCCAUCACCGUUGAAUCCCUGGCGAGCAUUAGCGUCGAUUUUCCUCGUGAGGAGCUGGAGAUGGUCGGGCUGCACGGUGACUGGGCAAGAGAAGCGCACCGCCAAAGACGGAAAGUUGACUAUGGCGUACAGAGGUAA